GUUGUUGUUUAAAACAACGCAGAAUUCUCACCAAGUUACAACGUCCGCCCGAAUUGGUUAAACACAUUUAUUUAUUUUUUAAAAUGGCAAAUCUUUAAAAAAUCGCUAUGGACAUUUUAAAGCAGGAAAUUGAAAGGAAAAGGAAGUUGCUCCAGGAAAAACAGCUUCUGCAACCGGCCAAGAAGUAUUUUAAACGAUCAGAAUUAGUUCAGAAGGAAAAGGAAGAAUAUUAUGAAAAAUAUGGAGGAGAAAAACCAAAAGAGGAGAAAGAGGAAGAGACAAAAUCUGGUAUAUCAUGCCCUGUUGAGGAUGUAAUCGAUAAGUCCGCCCUGUCAAGAAAGGAAGUAAUAAAAAGGUUACGAGAACGAGGAGAGCCUAUCCUUCUUUUUGGAGAGAGCGAAUUUGAUGCUUUCAAACGGUUAAGAAAAUGUGAAAUUCUUGAACCAGAACCGAACAAAGGCUUCAGAAAUGAUUUUCAAGAGGCAAUGGAAAAAGUGGAUCAGGCAUAUUUGGAUGAAUUAUUAAAAACGCAAGCUGAUGAUUCAGCAGAUGUUGAUAACAGGAAAAAACAGGAAAAGCCAAUAACCUAUGAAGAAGUUCAGCAAAUGGCUGUUAAACUUGGAAGAGGAGAUGCUAAAUAUGAUAUGGACAUUAUUAUACAUUUCCUUCAGCUUAUGAUACGUUUGUGGGGUGAAGAGCUGAAUAAAAGGAGUGAGGCAGAGAAAAUUACCACUAAAGGAAAAAUGGCCCUUGCAACAUACACCCAGACACAACAGUAUUUAAAGCCAUUAUUGAACAAGCUGAAAAAUAAAACACUCCCUGAAGAUAUUCUGGACAGUUUAACAGAAAUCGUAAGACAUCUAUUGGACAGAAAUUAUAUCAUGGCGAGUGAUGCAUAUUUACAAAUGGCAAUCGGCAACGCUCCUUGGCCCAUUGGUGUCACUAUGGUCGGUAUUCACGCUAGAACAGGGAGGGAAAAAAUCUUUUCAAAGAAUGUAGCGCACGUGUUGAAUGAUGAAACACAAAGAAAAUACAUACAAGGAUUGAAACGACUGAUGACAAAAUGCCAACAUCUUUUCCCCACGGAUCCAUCAAGAUGUGUUGAAUACACUCCAACAAAUUCAUAAGACCAUAAAUAUUUAUGUUUAUUUUGUAAAUAUUUUUUGCUCGUAUUACGAAUCGUUGAUAUUAUUUUUUUUGCAUCCAAGAAUUAUCGGGG
Messenger RNA from Cimex lectularius (bed bug), 1219 nucleotides. RefSeq names its product pre-mRNA-splicing factor 18 (gene Prp18). Bases 108 to 1127 code for a protein of 339 amino acids. Gene Ontology annotation, biological process: generation of catalytic spliceosome for second transesterification step; RNA splicing. Lineage: Eukaryota; Metazoa; Arthropoda; Insecta; Hemiptera; Cimicidae. The record is from RefSeq and is a predicted model, not a curated record. The transcript is spliced from 6 exons. Gene Ontology annotation, cellular component: U2-type post-spliceosomal complex; U5 snRNP; U4/U6 x U5 tri-snRNP complex.